AUGUCAGUUCAAUCUACCCCUACACUUGACAAAGACCUAAUUUCUGACUUGGUAAUUACAGUUAAGUGCAAGAAGAGAACCUUUAAGUACCAUGGUGCAGUACUUGCAACUUUCUUGACUGGCCUCCUAGGGACAACAGCCUACUUGAUCAACAAACGUGUAGGCGUCCUCCCUAUAAGGAUUAUUAUCGAGAACUUUCCGACCAAUGCCUGUGCUAUCCUCUGCAUCCCCACCAUGUCCGGCACCCCCACCACCCUUCAAGUUCCCACCCUCGCUAUACUCAGCACCCCUAUCACCUCCACCACUCUCAACACCCCUACCUCUGAUGCCCGGGACUACACGACCCAGAUACUGGUAAUACUGGAUAGUGAGAGGAGCCAACACGUCCUUUGUGAGGAGCGGCUAUGGCAGGCGAUCAGGAUGCCUGUGCCAGGCUCUGUUGUUGACCGGUCUGAGCGUGGUAGGCGGGUUAAUUGCGAGGAGUUUGAUGGUUAGUAUUGCUAUGUUAGAGAUGGGUAGGUAGUAUUGUUGGGAUGCCACACAGGGGAGGGGGACCACGGGGAUUGCUGGAGGAGGGGUGGAAUUCCCUAGGUGGAACAGGUGGGGGGAUCCCCCGGAGUUGAAGAUAUAAUAGUUCAAGAUAGGAUAAGUGGGCUGCGCCCUAACUAGCAAGUCUUGGGCUCUUUCGACUAACUGAAUAGACUGUUUGAGAAGGGAAUUGAUAAUUCCAACAAUCAGGAGAAAAGAGCGGCAACUUGCCAAGAUCAACACUGCCAUCUGGCAAGGAACCUAGAUCAUGAGUACUUAUUCUCCAUUCCUGUUUCUGGAUUUGACCUGACUGAAAAGAACUCCCUGAAUUCAUUCAAAUCAAUUGCAAUCUUAUAUGAAUACAUAAGAAAGAAUGACAACAAACAAAAAAAAAAAAAAAUUCAUGAGCUGGACAGGUGGGUUCUAACAUCAUGCUCAUAAGCUAGUGCUAACAAGCCAUUUCAGGUGUUAAAAAAAUUAGUUAACAGGACUGUAACCAGAACUGCUAGUGGAAUUCAGUUCAGGGAUUUGUUUGAUGUUUUAUUUUAUUUGUGGUUUCGAGUAUCCUUUGAUACUCAGUUUGUUUUACUUGUAGUAAAGCAGGUCAGAGAGGUUAUUAAAAGAAAAUGGCACCAAACUCAUUCCUGAUUUAUUAUUUUCUUUUUAUUUCACUUUCAGGGAAUCCUGAGGAUUAUUUUAUUUUAUGUCCUUUACUUAUUUUAUUUAUUUUAUUUAUUAAAUGUUGUUGUGGAAAGGGGGUAGUACUAUAUGUUACCAACGUUGUUCAUGAAUGGGAGUUUGUAUUGUACGAGCAUCGCAUUACUUUUUUCCAUC
This is a messenger RNA of Tuber aestivum (summer truffle), 1362 nucleotides long. Lineage: Eukaryota; Fungi; Ascomycota; Pezizomycetes; Pezizales; Tuberaceae. The record is from the annotation of a GenBank genome assembly.